AUGCCGAAACAAAAAUGUGACAAAGAAAAAUAUAGGAAAAUAAAAAGAAAAAUGCGAAAACUACAAGUCAUGUUGGAAACAAACCAUACUACAGACUCCAGUUUAGACAAAAAUACGGAAGAGCCAACAAAAACUCAACCUAAGUACAGAGGACCCUUGCUAAUUAUCAAAAAAAUAGGAAAAGAUGUCUAUAAAGUAAAAAGUUUAGAUAAGACGGAUAGAAGUAGAUCUUUCUGUACAAAUGUCCAUGUAUCUCCCUUGAAAAGAUAUCAAAACUCUAUUGAAGAAGACAAUGGUGGUGAUGAUGACAGUGAAGGUGAAGAAAUGCACGAAGAUGAAGAAAUGCACGAAGGUGAAGAAAUGCACGAAGGUGACGUAGAAGAAGAUAAACAAUACAAAGUAAUUGACAAAUACGAUUAA
Messenger RNA from Psylliodes chrysocephalus, 420 nucleotides. Lineage: Eukaryota; Metazoa; Arthropoda; Insecta; Coleoptera; Chrysomelidae. The record is from the annotation of a GenBank genome assembly.